AUGGCGGACACAUCCCGGGACCCCCCUCCGGACCGAACCGACUUCCAUGAGGUGGAGGACGGAGAGGACCUGUUCCCGGAGCCGAGCGCCCCCCAGGAGGUAGAAGCUACAGAGGAGGUUUCGUUGGACAGUCCAGAAAGAGACGUCCUGCUGUCCGACGGCCCGUCUCCCGCCAUCACCCCCAUCACUCCCCCCACCUCCGUCAUCACCCCUCGCAUCGGCCACACACACGACGACAUGUUCACACACUCCUCGUUCGAUGAGAUCGAAGAGGAAGAAGGUGGAGAUUCUUUCGACAUUCACAUAUCCGUGUCCGAUCCUGAGAAAAUCGGUGACGGGAUGAACGCAUACAUGGCCUAUAAGGUGACCACCAAGACCUCCAUGUCUCUGUUUAAGCAGAGAGACGUCUCAGUGAAAAGGCGUUUCAGUGAUUUUCUGGGUCUGCACAGCAAACUAGCCUCCAAAUACCUGCACAUAGGCUACAUCGUUCCUCCUGCACCAGAGAAAAGCAUUGUGGGAAUGACCAAAGUGAAGGUUGGGAAGGAGGAUCAGUCGUCCAACGAGUUUGUGGAGAAGAGGAGGUCUGCGUUAGAGAGGUAUCUGAUGAGAACAGUCAAGCAUCCCAUCCUGCUGAAGGAUCCCGACGUCCUGCAGUUCCUGGAGAGCUCCGAGCUGCCGCGGGCCGUUAACACCCAGGCGCUGAGCAGCGCCGGGAUCCUGAGGAUGGUCAACAAAGCCGCCGACGCCGUCAACAAGAUGACCAUCAAGAUGAACGAGUCAGACGCCUGGUUCGAGGAGAAACAGCAGCACUUUGAGAACCUGGACAUCCAGCUGAAGAAACUCCAUGCCAGUGUGGAGUCUUUGGUCUGCCACAGGAAAGAGCUGUCCGUAAACACGGCGCAGUUCGCCAAGUCAGCGGCCAUGUUGGGGAACAGCGAGGACCACACGGCGCUGUCCCGAGCUUUGUCCCAGCUGGCUGAGGUGGAGGAGAAGAUCGACCAGCUGCACCAGGACCAGGCCAACGCCGACCUCUACCUCUUCUCUGAGCUGCUGGGAGACUACGUCCGACUGAUCAGCGCCGUCAAGGGAGUGUUUGACCAGCGGAUGAAGACGUGGCAGAAGUGGCAGGACAGCCAGAUGCUGCUGCAGAAGAAACGAGAAGCUGAAGCCAAGCUGCAGUUCACCAACAAACCGGACAAGCUGCAGCAGGCCAAAGAUGAGAUCAAGGAGGAGAUUGAGGAGCUGGAGGGAAAAGUCCAGCAGGGGGAGCGAGACUUUGAGCAAAUCUCCAAAACCAUCCGCAAAGAAGUCGGCAGGUUUGAGAAAGAGAGAGUGAAGGAUUUUAAAAUGAUCAUCGUUAAAUACCUGGAGUCGCUGGUUCAAACACAACAGCAGCUCAUUAAAUACUGGGAGGCCUUCCUGCCUGAAGCCAAGGCCAUCUCAUAGACACCACGGAGAAACUACACUACCCAUGAUGCACCUCUCCAUGAAGCAAAGAUGAGGAGUGAGACAGAUAAUCAAAGUAUCUUCUUGCAAUUAAAGAAACAAAGUUUGUGGUUUUCUUUCAGCUGAUCUGAACUUACAUUCUACACUGAAAACUAUUGCAAAACUGGAAAUAAAAUCUAUUAAACUUAACUUAACUUUUCAAACCCAGAUUUAAUCUCAAACAUCCAGUUUUUCAUUGAUUAAUUCCAUCAGCGGACACCAGGGGGCGUUUGAUCUCUACAUCUGUUUUAAAAGAUCCUUUUUAAUGGUGUGGAAAAGAGAAGAGUGUCUGGAUGUAUGGAAGCACAUUAUACCCAAAAAAAGCAGAAAAAGAAGGAAGCAGGAAAUAAAAU
This is a messenger RNA of Cyprinodon variegatus (sheepshead minnow), 1838 nucleotides long. RefSeq names its product sorting nexin 2 (gene snx2). NCBI's taxonomy places the organism in Eukaryota, Metazoa, Chordata, Actinopteri, Cyprinodontiformes, Cyprinodontidae. Gene Ontology annotation, biological process: early endosome to Golgi transport. Gene Ontology annotation, cellular component: endosome membrane; endosome. Gene Ontology annotation, molecular function: phosphatidylinositol binding. The transcript is spliced from 15 exons. Bases 1 to 1446 code for a protein of 481 amino acids. The record is from RefSeq and is a predicted model, not a curated record.